AUGCGCGUCGCCUGGGUUUGCGCCGCCGCGGUUGCCGCGGCGUUAGACCCGAACGUCCUGGAGGCCUUCCGCAGCGGCGACGCGGACCACGACGCCCGCCUGGACCCCGACGAGUUCGAGGCCGCGCUGGCGAGCCUCUACGUGGCGCGGGCGAGGACGGGCGCGAUCGCGCCGCCCGCGCCCGCGGCGCCGCGCAAAGGCGCCGCCGCCGCCGGCGACGCGACGCCGGCGGGCGGCGCCGGCUUCGCGCGCGCGUUCGUGAACUCCAUGGGCAUGAUCUGGGCGACGGAGGUCGGCGACAAGACGUUCUUCAUCGCGGCGAUCCUGGCGAUGCGCCACGCGCGGCUCGUCGUCUUCGCCGGCGCGCUCGGCGCGCUCGCGGUGAUGACGGUGCUGUCGGCGCUGCUGGGCCUCGCGCUGCCGUCCCUCCUGCCGCGGACCUACACGCACUACGCGAGCGCGGGCCUCUUCCUCUACUUCGGGCUGCGGCUGCUGCGGGACGCGCGGAGCAUGGAGACGGGGACCGUGUCCGAGGAGCUCGAGGAGGUCGAGGAGGAGCUGGGCGUGGGCGCGGGCAAGAAGCAGGACGCGCCCGGCGACGCCGAGGCGGGCGGCGCCGCGGCGCCGCGCCCCCCCGGGGCCGGCGACGGCAAGGGCGAGGCGCUCCGCGUGCUCUCGCAGGCGUUCGCGCUCACCUUCCUGGCGGAGUGGGGCGACCGGUCGCAGAUCGCGACGAUCGCGCUCGCGGCGGCGAAGGACCCGUACGGCGUCGUCGCCGGGGGCGUCGUGGGCCACGCCAUGUGCACGGGCCUCGCGGUCGUGGGCGGCCGCAUGCUCGCGGCGCGCAUCAGCGAGAAGCACGUCGCCGUCUGCGGCGGCCUGAUCUUCCUGGGGUUCGCGGUCUACAGCUUCCUCGUCGAGGACCCCCAGGCGUAA
This is a messenger RNA of Pelagomonas calceolata, 936 nucleotides long. Lineage: Eukaryota; Pelagophyceae; Pelagomonadales; Pelagomonadaceae. The record is from the annotation of a GenBank genome assembly.